AUGCAUUAUCCACCAAUAUUACUAACGCUUCAAAUUCUUGAUAUUCCUUUAAAUAAUAAGAUUGAUUUGUCAUUUUACAAAGAUACUGGUUCCUUCAAAGGAUUUGGCAACGAGAAUCAUGGAUCAAUUGGCAGACCAAGAAAACAAUCAUAUUUGGGAUUAAAGAUUC
Molecule: messenger RNA, 169 nt
Organism: Racocetra persica
Lineage: Eukaryota; Fungi; Glomeromycota; Glomeromycetes; Diversisporales; Gigasporaceae
Source: the annotation of a GenBank genome assembly